Molecule: messenger RNA, 606 nt
Organism: Pelmatolapia mariae (spotted tilapia)
Lineage: Eukaryota; Metazoa; Chordata; Actinopteri; Cichliformes; Cichlidae
Product: cathepsin K-like
Exons: 5
Cellular component (GO): lysosome
Molecular function (GO): cysteine-type endopeptidase activity
Source: RefSeq, a predicted model, not a curated record
AUGGCGGUGUCAGGCUCCUGUGGCUCCUGCUGGGCCUUUAGCUCUGCCGGGGCCCUUGAGGGACAGUUGGCCAAGCAGACCGGGCAGCUCGUUGACCUCAGUCCUCAGAACCUGGUGGACUGUGUUACAGAGAACGACGGCUAUGGAGGAGGCUACAUGACCAAUGCCUUCCAGUAUGUGAAUGAAAAUGGAGGCAUUGACUCUGAAGCGGCCUACCCAUAUGUUGGACAGGAUCAGACCUGCCGCUACAAUGCAUCAGGCAUGGCAGCCCAGUGCAAAGGCUACAAGGAGAUCCCAGUGGGUAAUGAGCGCGCGCUGGCUGUUGCACUCUACAAAGUUGGUCCAGUGUCUGUAGGCAUCGAUGCACAACAGAGCAGCUUCCAGUUCUACAAGCAUGGUGUUUACUAAGAUCCCAACUGUAACAAAGAUGACGUCAAUCAUGCCGUACUGGCAGUAGGCUAUGGAGUGAACACCAAGGGGAAGAAGUACUGGAUUGUCAAGAACAGCUGGGGUGAGGAAUGGGGCAACAAGGGAUACAUCCUGAUGGCAUGUAACCAUGGCAACCUCUGCGGCAUCACCAACCUCGCUAGCUACCCCAUCCUGUGA